This is a messenger RNA of Maniola jurtina (meadow brown), 2422 nucleotides long. RefSeq names its product putative thiamine transporter SLC35F3. NCBI's taxonomy places the organism in Eukaryota, Metazoa, Arthropoda, Insecta, Lepidoptera, Nymphalidae. The record is from RefSeq and is a predicted model, not a curated record. The coding region runs from base 294 to 1772 and encodes 492 amino acids. The transcript is spliced from 9 exons.
UGGGUCGGGAAAAGAAGAAAAUGGUCGGAAAAUAUUUGUAUUAUUUUUCACGAUUUUCACGCUCACUUGAUUGGAGAAGUAUCUUCUACACGAAUUUAUUAAAUUAAACUUUGUGCUGUGUCUUACUAAAAUAUAUACGAAAUGUGGUUGAGAUAUAAAAAUCGUCAGGUUCUUAGGCAUAGAAAUUUGCAGCUCGACCAGCUGUAAAUUGAAUUUAGUGUUUGAUGUUUCCACGUAUUUUGUACGAUGAAGAGCUGGUGAUAAAGAUGUGUACAUAGCCGUUGUUGAUAAAUAUGGCUAGGGAUGGCGACGUGCCUACUAUUUUUAAUCCGAAGAGAGUUCGUACGCCUUCUGUUAUAAUAACCACGGACGAGGUGGCGAGCGACCAGGGAGAUGUAGAGAGGGAGCGCCCCAAUGGGCCUCCGACGCCCUUGAGUCCCCGCGCACCGCUCACGCCCCAAACUUCUGUGUCUUCAGCACCUCCCUUGACAACUCAGCCUUCACUCCAGCAAGCCUACAGCGAGUCUGCGGGCAGUAGUCAGGAUGAGGAGCGCCAAUUACGUGAUAAAAAAUGCCCGCGAUCCUGUUGUUCGAAGGUGGCCAAGAAGAUAUACUAUGGCCUCUGUGUCACCACCACCGUAGUGGCCGCCUGGGUCACAGUGACGCACUGCAUCAAGUACAUGUACCUCCAGAACUACUCUCAUGCAGACAGCUCAAUAACUACAGAGUCUACUGUUAAUAAUAAUUUUACUUCUAGGAUUCGCACACAUCACCAUUACAAUGCGCCCUUCUUCACGGCGUGGUUCUGCACGAACUGGCUCAUCCUCUUCUACCCGCUCUACAUCAUCAUCAUGCUCAUCCACAAGAAGUGCAAGUCCGCCAACACCAUCGUUUCCGACGCCUUCACCGACUUCAAAGAUAAGGGAUUUACAUUUGCCCGCUUUCUAAGCCGCUGCGGCUUGUUCUGCCUGCUAUGGGUGGUGACGAUCUACAUGUACACAUAUUCUCUGAGGAUCCUCCUUUCCACGGACGUGGUAGCGCUCUUCGCCACCAACGUAUCCUGCGUAUACUUGCUUUCUUGGGUCAUCCUGCAUGAGCAGUUUGUUGGUGUUAGGAUAGUGGCAGCCAUCCUGUGCGACACCGGCAUAGCGCUGCUGGCGUACAUGGACGGCAUCACGGGCAACUCCACGCUCGGCGGCGUCGUGCUGUCGGCUUGCGCUGCUGCCGGCUUCGCUAUAUUUAAGGUGCUAUUCAGAAAAGUGAUGGGCGAGGUGAACACGGGCCAGCGCGCGCUGUUCUUCUCGAUUCUGGGCAUCGUAAACGCUACGCUGCUGUGGCCCGUGUGCCUGGCGCUUUACCUCACGGGCUCAGAGCAGGUCCCCGAGCAUCAAAUGCCGUGGAUUCCUUUGCUACUGGCCAGUGUUGCACUGCUUGUUUUCCACUUGGUGUACCAGUUCGGCAAUCUCAUGACGUACAAUAUAUUUGUGUCGCUCGGGCUCAUUACUGCGGUUCCUGUUUCUGGUACCUUGGACGUGAUCCUGUACGGCGUGGAGUUCGAGGGGAUGAAGCUGGCAGGCAUCAUACUGAUCACCGUCGGCUUCCUGCUCGUCAUGUUCCCCGACAACUGGCCCGACUACAUCAUGAGACUGCUGAGAUGGAGCCGACGGCGACAGCGCGGCUCAGAAAAUGGCGGCCGCAGCAGAGACACUGUGGAUUAUCGCACCGGCUACAUCCGCUCGCACCUGCGCUCGCCCUCCGGCCGCGUGCGGUGACCGCCCUGCGCGCUGCCCAGCCACGCACCAUACAGGCGCUACCGAUCUGCAGGGGACUUACUAAUGCCAGUAACUUUAACGUAGAUUUUCUUCCUCAUCGGCUCACAUUACUAAUAUUUUCUCAACUAAAUACUUUUGGCCUUGGCAACGGAUUUAGGAAACCAGCUUCAUUAUACUUACUAGCAUAUUUGCCUCCUAGUCUAGUCCGAUGACCGCCCAGCGCGCUGCCCAGCCACGCACCGCCUAGCCACACAAUACGCGACACAGACAAUGUUCAGAGUGUUACUAAUGCCAACAAAAUGUAGAUUUUCUUCCUCACCUGCUACAUUUUUGCAUCUUCAAUUGUCCUGGCCUUUUGCCACACAAGUUUACAACACUGACCCAAAUCUUCAGGACACUUACUAAACCAAAACUUUCGGCCUUGGUAGCGGAUUUAGGAGUCAGAGGCAAAGUUUUACUCCAACUUGGAACCAUUUGCCUUCUGGCUGCGACUUACUAAUAACUUGGGCGCGCGUAAUUUUAAAAGUAAAAAGGUGUUAAGUGUAAUAACUUUCAAACUUGUGACCACCUUUCUCUAAAUGAAUGUCCAGAAAAUCUACAAUAACAGGCAUAACGCAUAACUGGUAGUGUCCUGAAAUAGUGGAGCGGUG